Molecule: messenger RNA, 1684 nt
Organism: Cloeon dipterum
Lineage: Eukaryota; Metazoa; Arthropoda; Insecta; Ephemeroptera; Baetidae
Product: palmitoyltransferase ZDHHC16
Exons: 8
Coding region: 118-1266 (382 amino acids)
Biological process (GO): protein palmitoylation
Cellular component (GO): Golgi apparatus
Molecular function (GO): palmitoyltransferase activity
Source: RefSeq, a predicted model, not a curated record
UUUCUCAUUGUUUUUCUAGAGGUGGGAGGAGGACUCAAAGGAAUUAAAAUCACUUGAGCUCAUUGCUUUUAUUUGGUGAAAAAUUCGAUCGAAAUUGAUGCAGCGUUGCUUCUCAAAAUGCUUUUAAACUUCUUUAAAUUAAUUCGUGUGAAAAUCUGCCGUACACCGAGGCGAUGGUAUUCAAAUAUGAAGCUGACAUUCCAUUCCUUGACCCACAAUCAUUUCAUGGAUCAGGGCUAUGUGGCCGACACGCUGAUGGAACCGCUCUUUUGGUUUGUCGAAAACUUCACGAAAGUCCUUGGUCCAUUUUUCGUGUUAGCAGUGUGUGCCCUCACUUCUUUCGUGGUCGGGGUUACCUAUUAUUUGGGACUUCCGUACUGGUGGAGUGCGAGCCCCGCAGCCACCGUGGGUCUGCUGAUCAUUGGCCACUGGCUACUGAUUAAUGUCGUCUUUAAUUUUUACAUGGCCUGCGUGACGUCACCAGGCCACCCUCCGCAAGGACAGCUCAUUCCUGAAGCGGUCAGCAUCUGCAAAAAAUGCAUUUCACCAAAGCCGCCGAGAACACACCAUUGCUCCAUUUGUGAUAGGUGUGUCCUGAAGAUGGACCACCAUUGUCCUUGGCUGAACAACUGUGUUGGCCACUUUAACCACCGUUAUUUCUUCAUGUACAUGGUGUACGUUGUGACUGGCUGUCUGUACAUCAUGGUGUUUGGCUUCAGCUUGGCAUGGGAUGAGGUUUUCGGAGAUGGAGCGUACUUGCAAUACGUUCACGAGGUCGAUGAAGAAGAGGUCCUGAUCGGCCACCCAGUACGGUUUAACCACUCAAAACUCAUUCCAAUGCGGGAGAGAAUGCAGAACGGAUCUUUCCACCCCAUUCCUGACCUGGAGCCCGUCAUAAAAACCCACGCCACAUACCGGAGCACUGUAAUUUUUGUAGGCCUGGUAGUUGGAGGUAUUACCAGCGUCUUUGUCGCCCUCGGAACCCUGGCGUAUUGGCAUGCGAAGAUUAUCAGCAAGGGGGAAACCAGCAUUGAGAAUUACAUCAACAAGUCUGAGACAAAGAGAUACGCCGAAAACGGAUUAAUUUAUCAGAAUCCGUACGAUUUUGGUCUUCUUGCGAACUGGAAAUUAUUUUUGGGCCUAACUGAUGGAAGAGGCUGGCGGCACAUUCUUCUACCGUCCAGGCAUCUCCCCAAAGGCACGGGACUGUCCUGGGAGACAACUACGUUUGAAAUUCUCCAAAGUGACACCGCCAAAGAAAAGUAAAUCCUCUGAGCCAAACGAAACAAGAUUGAAUGCACCUCUAGUCAAACGCUCAAUUUUGAAACCUGUAAAUAACAAAAAAAAAUAUUCCAAAGCGUCGAUCUCGUAAAUCUGCUAGCGUGUUUUGUCCUUAGAUCGCCUUCAAGAUCCUGCCUAAUUAUGCUUAAGUUAUUAUAAUAAUAGACAUCACUUUAAAAGUCAAAGAAGAUUCCCAUCCAAAAUGUCGAAUUUUUACCAUUCCUGGCAACAAAUUCUCGUUUUUACAACACUGUCUUUUUAAACCCAAAUACAUAUUAAUAGGAGAUGCUCUCUCAAAUUUAAAUAGAAACCAUGAGCGCAACUGAAUGUUGUCAGAACGUUUGUGAUAUUUGUGCACAUAGACUGUUCCAUAGAAUAAAAGAAAAGCAUUACAAAAUUCAAA